Parathielavia appendiculata is the source of this 792-nucleotide messenger RNA. RefSeq names its product aquaporin-like protein. The transcript is spliced from 6 exons. NCBI's taxonomy places the organism in Eukaryota, Fungi, Ascomycota, Sordariomycetes, Sordariales, Chaetomiaceae. Gene Ontology annotation, molecular function: channel activity. Gene Ontology annotation, cellular component: membrane. Gene Ontology annotation, biological process: transmembrane transport. Bases 1 to 792 code for a protein of 263 amino acids. The record is from RefSeq and is a predicted model, not a curated record.
AUGUCGGCGGCGCGGUUCGAGGGGUCCUUUGCGGGUACAGCACGAGACAUCACCGUACGCCAUGUCCGGCCGUGGUACCGCAGACGAGACUAUUACUUUGAAGGAUGGCGAGAUCCCGUGACUUGGCGCACUGCCAUUGAUGAGUGUGUAGCCACGGCGUGUUCCAUCUAUCUGGGGGGCCAAUAUGGAAUGACUUUGAUGAACUCAGGCGUGACCCAGGUCGCUGCCUACGUUGGCAUAUUCAAUGCCGUGUUCCUCGCCCUCUUCGUCUACGCGACAGCAGCAGCGACGGGUGGCCACCUGAGCCCCAUGAUCACCUACACCACGGUACUCUGCGGCUUGACUCCCGUAUCAAAAGUCCUCGGCGGUAUCCUUGCCGGCGGAGUCCAGCGCGGCGCUUGGGGCGCUGAGGGAGCUGUCUCUCAUAUAGGAGGAGGGAACUUCUUCGACCCGACACAGAUAACGCCCGGUCAAGCGUUGCUGACCGAGAUCGUGUCGUCAUUUAACAUACUUUACCUGGCGAUCGGUACCGGGCUUGAUCCGCGGCAGCAAGUGCUAUACGGCCGCCAGCUCGUGCCCCUGCUUGUUGGCUUCAGUUUGGGCAUCGUGUCCUGCGCGACCUCAGGGUUGGCCGCGGGAUACACUGAGGCGUGUAUGAACCGGGCUCGAGCGAUCGGCCUCGCCAUUGCUGGGUCAAAUUGGCGCGACCAUUGGAUAUGGUGGGUUGGGCCAGCCGCCGGUUCGACGUUGAUUGCGAUGAUGUACAGGUUCGCACCACCGUCCCAUGAUUGA